AUGGGCAACGUCAACAGUCGCCAGGGCGAGGGCGACCCUCUGUUCCUGCGCGACCAGAAUCGCUUCUCCAUCGCCGCCAUCACCGUCACCAACGCGCGCGGCCGCCUCCUCUUGAACAUCACCCCGAACGCCUUCCCCGCCACCCGGUACAAUGCGAGGCGGGACUUCGGAGACGACAGCGUCGUGGAAUACGUUCAGGACCCCGAAACCUCUCCCGCUGCGCCGCCCAGCUUCCUGAUCCGCCUGCUGAACGACGAUGAGCUCACCUUCAACUUCACCUUUGUUCUCCGCCAAACCAAGGCUUUCCAGACCGCGAGCAAUCCCGCCAUCCCCGUCAGCACGCUUGCGCCUGUGGACACCGUCAUCAAUGGCCUCACCUUUCUAUUCGCGGGCAGCAGCAAAGAGCUGGAAAACUUGGUGACCAGAGAAUUCCACGCGGACCCCAAUCUGCACAAAAACCCAAAUGUUGAAUUGGUGGGCGAUUAUUCGACAAUGGGCAGCCCGUCCGUUCAAUUUCAAUGGUCCUGGAAGUGGAGGCCUCCGCGCGUUCUGGAGGAUAGAGGCGGCGGCUGGAGGAACGCCUGCAGCUUUGUGGAGUAUGAUCCCCGCGCGCACCGCUUGGAUACACUGGCAACUUUUGCUUUCUGGGUCCAAAACACGCAGAAACCCGCUCCUCUCAGCCCCAAGACACCGUCCCCACUCCUGGAAUUGAGCGUGCCUCCCAGACUCCGCGUUCCUUCUGCUCAGUCAAUUGAAUCUCGUGUCAGCGACUCGGACGGUGCUGAGUACAAGGAGAUCCGCGAACCCGUUUCGCCCGCGAUUGAGGCCAUUCCGGAGCACGCCUUGGGCCUGGUUCCGACGCACAACACAUAUUCGAGCAAUAUUCUCACCCUAACCAACACUAAUAACACCAGCCCCGUCAAAGUCGACCUAUCCUGUCAACGACCGGCCGAGGAUAUCAGUGCUUUGGAUGAUGGACCCGUUUUCCGCGCGAACCUCAAGAAUUUCGAGAAGAACACGUCAGACAUGCGUUCGAAGUGGAAGCGGGUGUUGAAGAAGGCGGAAGCUACAAUGGAUGCCCAGGUCAUCAGUAACAAUGCAGUCGCGGAGCUCAUCGAAGCUUUGAAGGACACGGCGACCCCGAACUCGAACUCGGUGCAACCGGCCAUUGACCAUUAUUUUGACAAAAUCGCGCGCGAAAUCCUGGCCUACGAAAAGCUCAACACCAUCAAUGUCCAAAAACUGAUCAUCGAACCCAUUUCUAAGCUCUACAAUGUCGAUAUCAAACAAGCGGAAUCCAAGAAGAAGGAUUUCGAAGAGGAGAGCAAAGAAUACUAUUCAUACGUCAGCCGUUAUCUCGGACAGAGGCAGGACUCGAUGAAGGAGAAGAGGCGGACAGAGACGGAUACAAAAUACCAGACGAAACGCCGGAAUUUUGAGCUGAAGCGCUUUGAUUAUUCUUCCUACAUCCAGGAUCUGAACGGUGGAAGGAAGAAUCAGGAAGUCCUCUCGUACCUCACAAAGUAUGCGGAUGCACAAGCCAAGGGUUUCAUGGCGACGGCCGACAAAGUCAAGUCGAUGCUCCCGCAGCUCGAGGCACUCACUCAAGAAGUCAAGGAGGCUGACAAGGAGUUCCAACUCCAACGUGCCGAACGUGAGGAGAAGCGAAGAGCUCUUGAGAAGAGUGGAAGUGCCUACAAAGAACCUGAGCCUUCUACAAUGUCAACUCUGGCGCAGGCGAAUGGAAGAGCCGUCCCUCUAGAUGAAGUACGCUCCGACAGCAUAGCACCUGUAUUCAAGAGCACUGUCUCUCCACCUCCGCAAAUAGGAUCUCCGCCCUCGACUGCAGCCAUGCCGGUUACCCCGGGAUUAAACAGCGGACCGUCCUCUGGAUCGCUUCCGGCUACUAGCCCUGGUCAGAACAACAAAUUCAAAGGUAUCCGCGACCUUGAAGACAAAGCAGGUGGAGAUGGCCAAGACGCGCAUCCUCCUCAUAAGGAAGGCUUGCUCUGGGCACUCAGCAGACCUGGAAGCCAUAUCGAUCCAAAGGGCUUGAACAAGCAAGCCUGGCACAAAUUCUGGAUAACGGUCGGCGAGGGCAAACUUUCUGAGUACUCUGACUGGAAGAACAAGAUGAACUUGCACAUGACGCCGAUUGACCUUCGCGUGGCCUCGGUUCGAGAAGCUCGCAACUCCGAAAGACGAUUUUGUUUCGAGGUCAUCACGCCCCAGUUUACGCGCGUCUACCAGACCACGGGCGAAGACGAACUCAGGACCUGGAUCAACGCGAUUAAUAAUGCGCUGCAAACUGCUGUAGAGAACAAGGGCAUUGCCGACCCCGUGCCCACGGAAUCGUUGGACAAGUCAACACGCAGGGACAUCGCCUCGGUCCUUACUGGCAAGAGCACGUCGCUCUCUGGCCACAGGAAUUCUGGAAAUACGAGCAAAGACAAGCCUGUGUCACGUCACGCGACGGUCGGCGACAGGCCUUCGUACCGUAGCCCUGAAGCCGCUGGAGAAGCUAACAAACUCCUCGAGCAGAUCCGCGAAGCUGACGCCGGGAACAAGUAUUGCGCAGACUGCGGAUCAGAGAGCAAGGUCGACUGGGUGUCGAUCAACCUCGGAAUCGUGGUUUGCAUCGAAUGCAGCGGAAUCCAUCGUUCUUUAGGAACUCAUAUCUCAAAGGUCCGCUCACUCACGUUGGACGUUCAUUCAUUCACGACAGAUAUUAUCGAAUUGCUCUUCAAGAUCGGCAACCGCGUCAGCAAUAUGAUUUGGGAGGCCAAGCUUGAGGGGACUCUGAAGCCUGGACCUACGUCUACUCGAGAGCAGCGCCUGAAGUUCAUCAACCAGAAAUAUGCGGAGCGAGCCUUUGUUCAGCCGAUUUCCGCAACACUCUCACACUAUGCAACGCCAGAGGAGACGCUUCUUGCGUCUGUCAAGAAGAACGAUAUCCAGAACGUGCUAUAUGCCCUUGCGCUGAAGGCGAGCCCCAACGCGACAGACAAGUCCCGCAGCACCCCGGCUGUUUACCUUGCGCUCUCGGCCGCGGAUCCGGCGUCUCCUGCAGACACUGCCUCACCCGCUAGCUCACCCGGUCAACCUCCUCAAGGUGCCCCUACCGCGGGUCGGAAAUCCUUCCCGGUGGCAGAGUUGUUGAUGCAGAACGGAGCUGACAUACCAAACACGCCAUCGCCCUUCCCGUUGAGCAUAUCGGCACGAUUGUACCUGGAGCAGAAGCAAGACCAGCGUGACGGAAGACGCCCCGGGGCGAGCAGCACUCAAAAUGGUAAUAAUGCUUCCAACAGCAGUGGUGGCGACACCAUAACCGCUCUGCCAACUAUCAUGGCAGGCAAUGGAAGCUCACCAGGUGAGCGUACCAAAGAAAGAGAUGCCAAGUUGCAGAAGCGUGUGUCAGCGGGCGGAAGGCUGAUGAAGUCCGAUGAAUCAUAUAGUUCGCGGCGGAUGUUCUGA
Lasiodiplodia theobromae is the source of this 3474-nucleotide messenger RNA. RefSeq names its product Arf GTPAse activating protein. The record is from RefSeq and is a predicted model, not a curated record. NCBI's taxonomy places the organism in Eukaryota, Fungi, Ascomycota, Dothideomycetes, Botryosphaeriales, Botryosphaeriaceae. Bases 1 to 3474 code for a protein of 1157 amino acids. The transcript has 6 exons. Gene Ontology annotation, molecular function: GTPase activator activity; protein binding. Gene Ontology annotation, cellular component: endosome; trans-Golgi network; cytoplasm. Gene Ontology annotation, biological process: intra-Golgi vesicle-mediated transport.